AAGGAGAUAGCUUUCAAUUUGGAAGUAUAUUUGUUUUUUUUUUAAUACAAUCAUUACCGCACAUAACCAAGAUUUGGGACUACUAAGGACUGCAUGGUGUGCUUUUGGUGCCAUUAAAAAUGAGAAAUCAUUUGACAUGUCUUGUGGCUCUGCUAGUUUUAACCAUAUGCUUCUUAGCAGUUUGCGCUUACUACACCAUCAUGCACCCGAAACAGAUUCAUCUGGAAAGCUGCUAUCUCAAAGGAGGCUUUUGCAGGGAACUGUGGAACUGCGAGGAGAGGUACCAAAGUCGCCUCCGCACCACGUGCAUCAACAAGCGAAAGGUUUGUUGUAUGCCCACGAUCCAGAUGAAAAGUCUGCAGGAUGCCGAAGAUUACGCCGAGUGAAGGUCACCCGCAUCAGGAACUAUCAGCCAGAUCGCUCCGAAACCAUACGAUUUCAUUUGCAAGUACUAUGUAUUGAAUGUACCAUAUCAUAGGCAAUUUUUAU
Messenger RNA from Drosophila elegans, 489 nucleotides. RefSeq lists its product as uncharacterized. Bases 120 to 386 code for a protein of 88 amino acids. Lineage: Eukaryota; Metazoa; Arthropoda; Insecta; Diptera; Drosophilidae. The record is from RefSeq and is a predicted model, not a curated record. The transcript is spliced from 2 exons.